Molecule: messenger RNA, 3921 nt
Organism: Numida meleagris (helmeted guineafowl)
Lineage: Eukaryota; Metazoa; Chordata; Aves; Galliformes; Numididae
Gene: PLEKHG3
Product: pleckstrin homology and RhoGEF domain containing G3
Exons: 14
Coding region: 192-3398 (1068 amino acids)
Molecular function (GO): guanyl-nucleotide exchange factor activity
Source: RefSeq, a predicted model, not a curated record
UGGCUGAAGGUCACUGUCCCCGCGGCGUCACCAUUUCGGCCCUCUCAGCGCUCGGGGCUUGGGUUUUGGGUGGCGCCAGGGACGCUGGAGGACAACGGGCAGUGGGACGCGGGCACGGUGCCGUGACAGAGAGGAGCUGACCGCCAGCCGUCGGGUCAACCCCGCCGUGACCUUGCCCCCAGAGCCCGGGGAUGCCGGUGCCCACCCUUGGCACGGGUCCGGAUCCCGGCAUGGAGGAGGAGGCGUCGGGCGACGGCAAGGAGCCCUGGUUGGGCAACAGCAACAACAACGCGGCGCCGGUGGGGUGGCCGUGCCGGCGUGGCGAGGAGCCCUCCUACCUACAGCGCGUGCUGCUGGAGAUCGUCGAGUCGGAGCGCACCUACGCCCGUGACCUACGUGGCAUCGUGGAGGGCUACUUGGGGAAGAUCAUCGAUGCCCGAGAGCCGCCUCUGCGGCCGGAGCAGGUCAGCGCGCUCUUUGGGAACAUCGAAGACAUCUAUGAGCUCAGCAGCAACCUGCUGCAGAGCCUGGAGGGCUGCGCCUGCGACCCAGUGGCCGUGGCUGUCUGCUUCGUGACGCGGAGCCAAGAGUUCGACAUCUACACGCAGUACUGCAACAACUACCCCAACUCGGUGACGACGUUGAGCGAGUGCAUGAGGAACAAGCAGCAGGCGCGGUUUUUCCGUGAGUGCCAGGAGGAGAUGCGGCACGUGCUGCCGCUGGGCGCCUACCUGCUGAAGCCGGUGCAGAGGAUCCUCAAGUACCACCUGCUGCUCCAGGAGAUCGCUAAGCACUUUGAGCACAAGUCGGGCGACGACUACGAGGUGGUGGUGGAGGCCAUCGACACCAUGACCUGCGUGGCCUGGUACAUCAACGACAUGAAGCGCAAGCACGAGCACGCCAUCCGGCAGCAGGAGAUCCAGUCCUUGCUGCUGCAGUGGAAGGGCCCCGACCUCACCACCUACGGUGAGCUGGUACUGGAGGGCUCCUUCCGCGUGCAGCGCGCCCGCAGCGAGCGCGCCGUCUUCCUCUUCGACAAGCUGCUCCUCAUCACCAAGCGCCGCGGGGACCACUACGUCUACAAGAACCACAUCCCAUGCGCCUCACUGAUGCUGAUUGAGAGCACGCGGGACUCGCUGUGCUUCAGCGUGGCCCACUACAAGCACAUCAAGCAGCAGUACGCCCUGCAGGCCAAGAGCGCGGAGGAGAAGCGGGUGUGGACGCACCACAUCAAGCGGCUCAUCCUGGAGAACCACCACGCCAUCGUCCCGCAGAAGGCCAAGGAGGCCAUCCUGGAGAUGGACCUGUUCUACCCCCCACGCCUGCCCCGCUGCAGCCCUGAGCGCCUGCCUCGGAGCCACUCCUGCCAACCCCUAGAGCCACCACGCCAUGGCCGGCGGCAAUCUGAGCCCUUCCAGUGCCGCGACCGUGCCGAGACGCUGCCGGACCGGCUGCAGGGGCAUGUGGGGCGCAGGCAGUCGGAGCCCGCCAAGCAGAUCCUGCAGCAGCUGGGAGGGAUGAAGCAUGCAGGCAGUGAGGGGACCCUCCUGGAUGCUGGGGAACCCCUGCAGCCCCCUAGGAGCUGGGCUGAGGGUGUCGUGGAGGAGGAGGAAGAGGAGGAGGAGGAGGAGGAAGAAGAGGAGGCUUUGCACAAGGACAGCAAGGAGGAUGGGGACAGGGACAAGAAUGGGGACGUGGCCGAGCAACCCCAGGAGGAGCAGGGGACCUGCGAGCAGCACCACGAGGCCACUGCUAUCCCCAUGUCCCCUGUGUCCCCUCCUUGCCACGGGGAGCACAAGGAGAUGGGGACCCCCGCUCCCCCCUCUCCAUCGGGAUCCCUCCCACCACCGGGGCUGCCUGAUGAGGAGGAGCAGCACCCGGAGACAGGCACCGGGGAUGACCCACGGGCUCUGAGCAGCGAGGAGGAGGAGGAGGAGGAAGAGGAGGAGGAAGAAGGCCGGGGGGGGGGCAGCAUCCUGCCCCCUUCCGUGCUGGACCAGGCCAGCGUCAUCGCCGAGCGCUUUGGCAGCAGCAUGUCGCGCCGCGGCAGCGUGGUGCUGGACGGACGCAGCGGCAGCGCCCUCAGCCUGGAUGGGGUGACCCCUCCGCAAGAAAACAUGGGGUCCUGCAGCCCCCUGCCCUCCCCGGGCUCCCCCCAGGGCUGCCGGCGCCGCUCGCUGCUCUCCACCCAGGACCGGCUGCUGCUGCGCAAGAUCCGCAGCUACUACGAGCACGCGGAGCACCAGGACGCCGGCUUCAGCAUCCGGCGCCGCGAGAGCCUCUCCUACAUCCCCAAAGGACUGGUGAGGAAUUCGGUGUCCAGGAUCAACAGCUGGCCUCCCCCGGAGCCGGGCAGCCCCAAAACACCCACGGAGCCGGCGAGCCCCAAAGUCCUCCUGGAGCCAGGGAGCCCCAAAAGCUCUUCGGAACCGGUGAGCCCCAAAACGUCACCGGAACCAGUGAGCCCCCAAGCGUCGCCGGUGCCGCCUGGAGGAGCAUCACCCCCCGUGUGCCGAGAGAACGGGCUGCCCGAGCCCCCCCCGGAGCCUCUGCUCAUCCUGGAGGAGGAGGAGGUGCCCCCCCCGGAGGUGCUGGAUCUAGGGGCUCCCCCCAAGCGUCUCACCAGCAGGGUGUACCAGCUGGCACGCCAAUACAGCCUGCGCAUCAAGAGCCGAUGCCGCGGCAUUGCUGCGCCGGGGGACGAUGCCACUCACACCCCAGCACCAGGUGGGACGCACUGGGGGACCGCAGGCGCUGUCCCGCUGCCGCCGUCCCGCUCUCACCCCGCUCCUUCCGCCCCAGGCGUACCAAAGCUGCCGGUGUCACCCAGGGAUGGCAUCGCCGUCUCAGCCCCACGCAGCCCACCCAGCCCCAGCGGCGCUGCCGAAGCCUUCUCCUGGCCAGACGUCCGGGAGCUGCGCGCCCGUUUCGGAGCCCCACGGCCCCCACCGGUGACACGCAGCCGCUCGGCGCCUGAGGGGCCGGAGCGUGGGGGGAGGCCGGCGGCCAAGGAGCAGCAGGGCGGGGGCCGCAGCCGCAGCGCCGAGGCGGGCACCGGGACCCCCAAUCUGCUGCGCGGCGACGACCGCCGGCACGCCGCGGGGCUGUGGGUGACGGCGCAAGCACCCCUGGGCCCCGGGGGGCAGCGGGUGCUGGUGUUGGAGCGGUUGCCCCCCGCCGUCGCCGCCGAGCCCCCCGCCUACGUGCAGAUCCGCUCGCCCACCACCCGGGAGAAGAUCUGCCUGAAGGCGGUGGUGGAGCGCUGCAAGGCUUACCAGGCCUCUGAGGAGUACCGGCAGCGCUGUGCCCACGGGCAGGCCGAGGCCCCCGAGCCCCCCCGGCACGGCCUCGUCAGGGACCUGCGGCAGAAGUUUCAGACCCUCGACACUGCCAGCUAGGGGGGGGUGGCCGGGAGAUGGGGCACCCCAUGGACUGCUGGAAGAAGAUGGGACAUCCCGUGCACCGCCAGAAGACUGAAGACCCCUUGGACCACUAGGAGCUGGGAUAUCUGAUGGACACCCCCCCCGCCCCAGCACACUCAGACCAAGGGGUACCCAGCUCACCUGGGGGAAGUUGCACCCCACCGACCCCAUGGAGGGGCAUCCAGUGGAACCCAGCUUGCCCAGGAGAUGGAGCACCCCGUGGGCCACCAGGACCUGGGAUGUUCCUUGACCACCAGGAGAUAGGACAGCCCCCUGACCACCAGCAGCAGCGGGACUCCAUGAACCUUUAGGUCCCCCAGGAUAAGGGGGAACCUUAUGGACCAUCGGGAGAGGAAUCACCCCACAGACCACGAAGAGAUGAAAGAACCCAUGGCCCCUCCCCAUCCUGCUUCCCAGAACGGCCCCCACAUUGCACAGCCCCGGGCCCACCUUGCUUUGACAUCUUUAUUACAAAAAAAAACCCAAACCGAACCCAAAA